ACAUAAACGUUACGCAAUAUUCACGCAAAUAGACAACGUUACAAUAUGGGCUCAUUUCAUUCACGAUUGUGGAAGAUUGCUCUUCCCGUUUCACUGCCUUUACUUACAUUUGCGUAUCUUCGUUGGAGGCAAAUGCAAGUGAAAAAGAUCGAACUAUUUAGGCAAGUAGGUUAUGUGUCCGGGCUAUUUAUCUAUCCCGUCAAAUCAUGCGCAGGAAUUGAGCUGGAAAAUGCCGUGUGUUUUACAGAAGGCAUACAAUUUGACAGGUAUGUUGAAUUCAUUUGAUCAUUCUCAGUGCACCGUGUUUAUUUAUGUUUGUUUUUGUGAUAUUGACUCUUACAAGUUGUUUUUCCAUAACCACUUAUUCCUUAAUAAAGCGACUGAUGACAAUCGAAAACAAUAUUCCUCUAGUGAACAUAGCCCACGCGCAAACAAGUUACACAAAAGAUCCUUGAUUUUAAAAAAAUCAUAACAAGAAGAAAACAAAUGAAAGUAAAUGGAAAUCCACGAGAUCCGAAAACCACAUAACCCUGCGGCAUUGGCCUUCAGUGAUCUCCAAUCUCAAUCGAUUAAUUGCUUAGACUAUCGUUUGUUGUCAUUGAUUGUUACUGGUUACCAUUGAAAACACAAAACAAUCUGUAGUUAAAUGGCAACUUUUGGCUCUCUCUCAUAGGAAUUGGGUGGUAGUUGACAGAAAUGAUAAGUACCUUACUUCGGUGGACAAACCAGUGUUGGCUCAAGUGGUUCCACACUUUGAAGAUGGCAAACUUUGUCUCAAUGCCCCUAGUAUGGACACUCUGAGAAUUCCUAUUCAGCUGGACACCAAGGAGUUUAAAGACCUCAAGUAUUAAACUUUACCUUUAUUGUACAAUAUUCUUGCAGAAGUUCACAUUUCUUGGAUUUGAUAAUGCACUCAAAAUCGGCAAUCUCUCUUAGAUUCCUGAAGACCCUUGCAUAAUUAGUUCAGGAUCAAUAUCAACCUUGUACAAGCAAUUGGCUCAUUCAUGGAUGAUGGUGAUGAUGAUGAUGAUGAUGAUGAUGAUGAUGACAAACGUCACAAUUAUCAUUAGCAUUAUUAUAUUAUCAGCAUUAAAAUAUGAUCCUGAAUGCAUUAUUCAUGGCUAACUUUAGGGUACUGAGAAUCUCAUCCAAGAGUUGCUAUGUUGGAGAUGAAGCUUCUUUAUGGUUUUCAACUUUGCUGAACAAACCAGGCUGCAAAAUGUAUCAAAUUCAUGAACCCCGAGAUUCCACAAAAGAUACAAAAUGGGGCAAUCUAGCAUCGCCGGGAGACAAGGUAGGUUCAGAAUAAUUGUCCAUUUUUGUUCUGGUUUGUCAAACUGUGAAAUUCAGGUACCAACUUGAUUUUUAGAUACUUCAGUUGAAAGGGUAUGUGGCAAACAAGCUACCUGAGAGAUCUCAGGUAGAUUGUUAUAUUAUCGGUUCAAAUGGUCUAUUCCUUGUGAAAAACAGGAGAUGGUCUCAACAAGGUGAUAGCUUUCAUGGCUUAUGGUUAAAAUUUUGACCAUUAACUUUCUCCCUUUUAAAAGAAAACAGAAUUGUGGUAUAAUUUUUUUUCAACUGUUGGUUAAAAUUUUUCAAUUUUUACACCUAGCAGCUGAAUUUUUGAGAUAAUAGUAACAGUGUAUUUAAGGAGAGGGAGGUGGAAAAGAGUUUUGAGGUAAGGGGUAAGAGGGGGAGAGGAGGGGAAGGGUUAUUACAUGCAGCCUUUUGAAUGUGAACUUUAUAAAAUUUAAUUGAACAGGUUCUUUGGGUAAAACCCUUGCAAACUUUUGAUAAACUGAUAGCUUUUACUUCUUAUUUUCCCCUAAGUUUAUAGCUUUUCAAUCAAUAGAGGCAUUUUAGUCACUGAGAACCUCACCCUUCAAUCUUGCUAAAUCUAAUUAUCUCCAAUAAUACUAGAGCUCAGUAAACUUUUCUAUUGGCUUUUUUAUCAACUUUUCUAUCAGCUUAUUUGCGUUUUAGUCUAUGCCAUGAGUUUUCAGCACUGACAAUAAUUUUUUCACCUAAAAUCAUUUACUGGUAAUUAUGACUAGAUUAUAUCAAAUUGACUAAAUUGUGUCUUAUUUUAGCUAUACAAUAGGCAUUCAGCACAGCAUUUUUUUCACCCAAGACCAUUAAUCUUUAAUUGUAAUUAAAUUAUACCAAAUUAAUGUUGUAGAAUUUAGAGUUCAAUAUCAGUAUCUGAGCAAGUUCCGCACAUCUACCCCUCUCCUAGCCUAACAAUAAAGCCAAUUUGUUUUCAGUUGUCUGUUGUUGGAUCAGGGGAGGGGUAGGUGUGUAGUCUCUGAUACCGAUAUAUUGAUCAUAAUUCAGUUUCACUCUCUCUUUAAAUGUUCUUAUUGGGUAGGUGGGUUAUGCAAGUUUUGCAGCAUAUCAUAUGACUACAGAGUCAUCACUAGUGGAACUGAAUGGGAUUUUGAAAUCCCCCAUUGGGAUGGAUAGAUUCCGUGCUAAUGUUAUCAUUGGGGGCACUGAGCCUUUUGCCGAGGUUUGUUACUUUAAUGAAUUUAAAUUUCCUGUCUCAGAUUUUUUCCUUUGUAACUAUAUUACAACAAAGUCAAGUCUUUACAGUGAACAUCAGUAUGCACAUUCUCCUUACUGUUCUCUAUACAUUACAUAAGAUUUGAACAAGGAGAAUUUGUUUAACAAUCAAGAGCUUCUGUAGGUGGUCAUCAUUCCUUUAUUCUCAUAACCUUAAUGUCUGAUACAGUGGUGAUAAUUUGUAAGGAGAAAUUAGAUUCUUGUCACUCUUAGGAGUUAAAGGGUUAACCCGUUACACCCUAACAUCAGUAAGCAUAUUCUCUAUAAUAAUGUUUACCAUAAGUUUUCUAAGGAGCUGUCUUGGUGAAUUUGUUGAAUGAUCAAAAGCUUCUUUAGUUAGUGGUCAAUUCCUUUAUUUUUGUGAAAUUAUUGUUUGACUCAAGGGUGAUACACCCUGGAGAAAUUGGUUACCAAUCACUCUUUGGGUUAAAAGAGUUAACCUGUUGGCUGUCUUCUUGGGACAUUAUACUAUUUUUUAUCUUAGGAGCUCUGUAUAGGAUAAAAAUUGCAUUUCUAUAGUUUUGUAGAACUGCAGUGUAAUGUUCAGUGCAAAACUUGUAUGUUUUGGGAUUGUACAGGACUCAGGGUAAGUGCAUCCAUGUUAGCUAACUGUAAAUUAUUUACUCAUUUUAAGGAUCAUUGGCACCAAAAAUAUCUCAAGAUAGCAGAUAUUAGGUUUAGAACUCUCAAGGACUGUGGAAGGUAAAUAUUUGUUCAAGUUUUCAAGAAGUAGAUGAGGUUGCAUGAGCUUUGUUGCCUUGGGUAAGAUGCCUAUGACUUGGGCUCGAACUCAGAAUCACUAAGCAGAUAUGGAGUUUGAUGUUUAAAAUGGAACAGUAUGCCAGCAUUUUCCUGGAGGCCAUCACUAGUCUCACUUAUUAUAAACCAAAUUUUGUCAAAUAAACACCUGGGUGCAAAAUUUCAGCUCAUAAGGAGGGGUGCUUAUUCUGAAGAAGGGCCACUUAAUGGAGGGGGGGGGGGCUUGUUGAGAAAGUAUUAGCCUGUACUGAUCCUGCUGUAUUUGAAGCUUAAAAUGUUAACUUAAAUUGGCAAUAGAAACAGGUCUCCUCUGCAUCCCCACUGUUUAAGAAAGGUACUUGUACUUGGUACUCAAUGGCUAAGGGGGGUUGGCACUUAAAAAGAGCAACGGAGGAGAACCAUAUUCUGUAUGUUCAAUGAGUUAUUCAACAUUGUUUUCCAAAGAUGUACCCAGAUCACCAUAGAUCCUGAAACUGGGAUAAAGAAUGGACUUGAACCACUCUCAACUUUGAGAAGGUGAACCAAAAAAUUAUUUUCCUUUUACUCAAUAUCAUUAUUGUGAAACUUGUUACUUCGUUGCACUUGACCAAGGGCAUGGCACAAUUCCUGGAAGUGUUAAACAUUCCUUGUGGAAUUCAAGAGUUUUCAACUUUAUGUUGAUGUGUCAGCUGUGAUCAAUAGGGUUAAAAUGUAAUUAUUUUUUCCUCUACCAAUGUUUGCAAACAAGGACCAUAUUCCUUUGUCAUUGUGGAAUCAGAGAAAAAUUGUGACCAACAACUCUUAAGUAACCCAGUGAAAGAAAUUUAAUCCAAAUGAGAAACUAAUUUGAUAAUAAGUCAACCUGAAUCAAUGUCACUAUAUGAGCGAUUAGGCACCUACCCCUCCCCUAACCCAACAUCAACCCUAACUUGUUAUCAGUUAACUGGUGUUGGGUUAGGGGAGGGGUGAAAAAUCCAGUUUUAAUUCAUUUUUCUAUUGCUCUGGGUAUAAAGAUCAUACUGAGGAGAAAUGAUCAAGGAAGCAUCUUAUUUCUCUCUAGGACAAGAUUGCCUCAAGACAGAGACCCAAGACAUGGUAACGCUCCUUUCUUUGGGAUUCAGAUGGCUCCAGACUGUGAAGGAAAUAUCAAGCUUGGAGACCCUGUGUUUAUCUCCUGUUGAUCAAUCUUUAGAGGGGAAAUAGAUUAGAGGGGAGAGGG
Pocillopora meandrina is the source of this 4519-nucleotide messenger RNA. The record is from the annotation of a GenBank genome assembly. Lineage: Eukaryota; Metazoa; Cnidaria; Anthozoa; Scleractinia; Pocilloporidae.